UUGAUUCCGAUACAUCUUAAAUAUACCAACGCAAGGAUCUGUUUCAAAGCCAUCGUCGAAGUCUUAUAUCAACGCACGACGUAGCAGAUAAAAGAUAGGGGAAGCAUAGACCCAACUCUAGCGUAAAAUCUGAAGAAGGCAGCCAAUCUUUCUACGAAUCACAUACCGAUCUUUUUUUACGCCGUUCCUACCGAUAACAAUGGUAAGUUGAGUAUCAGCAACAUGAAGGGGAGGAUACUCUUCAAAUGGCCCAACACCAAUCUGGCUGCUGACGGUGAGUCGUGCUAACCGCUCUCUCUGCGUUUGUAUUUCUUGUGAAAUCCUCAGCCCAGCGGAAAGGGAAGCAAAUUACUGAGAUACGUGGAGCAUCGGCUCCGCGUAACGCUACACGACGGAAGAUGUAUCAUUGGCACAUUCUUGGCCUUUGACAAACAUUUAAAUUUGGUUCUCAGUGAGGCAGAGGAGUUUAGGACCUUGCGAAAGAGUGGGGCGGCGUUACUCGAAGAAAGAACGGAAAGGAGAAGUCUCGGACUAGUCUUGGUUCGUGGGGAAAAUGUCGUUAGUUUGGCGGUGGAAGGUCCACCUCCGCCUUCGUCCAAGAGCGCUGCGGGUAUCGCAGUUACCGGAAGAGGACGUGGCAUGCCAGGGAUGUCAGGAGGUGGGCCUCCUCCGAGAGGUGCUCCCAUGGGGCUCGGUGGGGCACCAAUGCACGGUGUCGGUGCCCCUGGCAUGGUUCCACCGCCACCGGGAGGAAUACCACCGAUGGGCAUGGGUCGAGGGAGAGGAGGACGACGAUGAAGAAAAAUGUUGUCCGCCUAAGCUUUGUUUCUUAUUAGUGUGAGAUGGGGAAGUUCUGUGUCCAAGAUGUAGCAGAAAAUGAAGAGUUUCCAAGCCAUUCGCUGUUUAUUUCAUACAUUGGCAGCACACAGAGCACAAGCAAUUGGUCGGUUCGUAGGUUGACUCGAACAAAAUACAUAAAUCACAAGAAUGAUUUUCUGGCAUCUGGAUGCCAACCUCUUGAUAUAGUGAAAGAGAAUUCUAUAUCUAGAGGAUUCAAACAACUACAACAUGAAAAGACAAUUAUUGUUUUCAAUACAAAUUUCUAAUAAUGGAAACCUGAUAAU
Molecule: messenger RNA, 1124 nt
Organism: Pseudo-nitzschia multistriata
Lineage: Eukaryota; Bacillariophyta; Bacillariophyceae; Bacillariales; Bacillariaceae
Source: the annotation of a GenBank genome assembly